This is a messenger RNA of Closterium sp. NIES-67, 875 nucleotides long. The record is from the annotation of a GenBank genome assembly. NCBI's taxonomy places the organism in Eukaryota, Viridiplantae, Streptophyta, Zygnematophyceae, Desmidiales, Closteriaceae.
CCCGUGACGCAGCUGGGCCACGAGCAGUGCAAGCAGUGCGGCGUGUACGAGCGCAUGCUCUUCCUCUUCACCUCCACCGUCGCCGAGUGGACCCUCUGCCCCGCCAACUUCUCUCUGCGGGACCCGCACAGGCCCGCUGCCAGCAGACCGCACACGCGCAGCGAGAUCGGCGCAUCUGUCACGGGUGGCGUGGCGGUGGUUGACGUGCCGGGGGUGCUCUAUGUGUCGCUCGCCUGUGACACCUGUGCGGCUCCCCCGCCUCCUCCUCCUGCCCAACCUGUAACGCAGUUUGAUCCAGCGGUCACGAGUGUCACGGGCUCGUGGGUCACGAGCGUUAUCCUCUCCUUCGCCUUCAUCGUGGCCCUCGCCAUGUGCUGCGUCAUCGCGCUCAUUCUGCGUCGCCAGCACCGCCGCCGCCAGCCCCAUGAUGAGAUGGAGAAAUCCCGAUUUCUAGGCCUGCACGGUGGUGACAGCAGCAGCAGCAGCAGCCACCCGGAGCAGAGUCACAAUGCACCGUACCUAGACAAGGACACUGAAGGCGGGGAUGACGGUGGUUCUGGUGUAGGGGGAGGAGCGGAAGGAGUAGGGGUAGUGCUGCUGCUGCUGCUGCUGCUGCUGCUGCUGCCGUCGCCGCUGCCGCUGGUGCUGGUUUGACAAUGGCUAUAGAGAUGAUGAUCCGUUCAUGGGUAAUGGCCAUGCUACUGCUGAGCUUCACUACCGCAGUUUGGUAGCGGGAAGUCGGAUGAGCAUAGAGUGCCUAUGAUUUAGUGGCUCUCUGAAGCAUAUGUAUGCGCUGCGAUAGAGACAAGGGCCCAAGAUGGGCCCUGUGUGAACCAUUGAUGCUUUUGCCUCUUUUUAGCUUCAUCUUUGACUUA